This is a messenger RNA of Aspergillus fijiensis CBS 313.89, 631 nucleotides long. RefSeq lists its product as uncharacterized. The record is from RefSeq and is a predicted model, not a curated record. NCBI's taxonomy places the organism in Eukaryota, Fungi, Ascomycota, Eurotiomycetes, Eurotiales, Aspergillaceae. The coding region runs from base 299 to 565 and encodes 88 amino acids. The transcript has a single exon.
UACUGUUCCAUGCGAAUCCGCAUAUAUCUUUGAUCGGAUGUCUUUCGCAGUCUGACACUGCAUACAACAAGCAGCGUAACUACCGCAGCUUCCGCGGAGUGGAGUCAUUCAACCGAAAACAAAGAACUAGUAUCAACACUUUAACCCUUGCUACUAUGUACUGUACAUUUCUCUCCCUUCGACGGUCGGACACUUGCUUAGGUUGGACAAAGAGAAAGUCUAGCCAGCAGUCGUCUUCGAAAGUUCCGACACCCAAUCCUCGGCGCAAAGCCAUAUGUGAGGGGGUCGCUGAUCACACAUGGUUCGGUUCAAGAAGGUAUGUGGUCAGUCGACCAGACCGUCAACUGAUUCUCCACGAGCUCAAGUGCCAUGCUUUGAUUCUAGACCUCCACUGCAGGGUCAUCGCAUGUUGAACGAUGUUGGACAGUCCUUUCUUUCAGCUUCGGAAAGACCCACUGGCCUGGGAUGGACAUGGGCCAUCGAGAUAGUUACCAACCUCGUGUUUGUUGCACUGUUUGUGGCAGAAUUUAAACUCCUGCCCAAGCAACGACUGUUAGCGACCUAGAUAAUCCUAGUCGUUCAUAGUCUUCGCAGUAGAUUGCGACAUCAGGUGUGACAAUUAAGCUUUCUA